UUAUGAUAAGUCCUCUUUCUGACAUGAUGUGUUUUUUGUCCUUUGUAUUAACCGGAACGGAUUUUGCAGAAUGUUUGAGCAAAGUAGUGUUUUGAGGUCAUUGUGAACGAUAAAGUGUCAGAAAUUAAUCCGUUAUCAACACGAGAUCGGUGUUACUUCCGCUAAACUGGCCUAAUGAGCGUGUUUCUCUCCGGAUUGAUCUUGUUUGAAGAAACUUAAAGAUCUGGAGUUUGCUUACAACAUGUCUCAAUCCACCCAGAACCAGAAUGGGCCGCCAGCGAAAAAACUUCCCAAGGGAUUUUCUAAUCCUGGACCUGCACCCCAGUUGACUUUUCCUGGAUCUUCCUCUCUUGCCCACUACCUGCCAGCUCAAAACGCAUCUGAAUCGGAUAAUAAUAAGUUGGUAGACCGUGUCAGGCGUGUGGAACAUCGGGGUAUGAACUGGAAGACUUACUUUGGUGAAAGAAAUGAAUUUCCUUCCUCCUCUGCAAGGCCGUCAACAUCCCGUGUAGCUCCUGAUUUUGGUGAUUUCUCCUUGGACUGGCUCCCCAUCUUCAAACCAAAUACCAACAACAUUCCACCAGAGUUUCCGUCCGGUUCUGACGGCAGCCUGGAGGUUUUGUCUGGUGAACAGAAAGACGACACGCCGUCCAUUCCAGGGUUAGGAGACGAUGAAAACCCAGUUCCAGGCAGAUUUGUUGUGUCGUCUGAGCUCAAUCAGCUAAAACAUACCAGAGAACCAGUCGCUGCGAUUCUUCAGAGCUUCGGCCUCGAAGACGGAUUGAAAAAACUCGACCCUCAUAUUUUGAAGCAGGUCAAUCCUGCAAAGCUGUCCCGCGUCUUGCAUCAGAUUUUUAGCAAGACGGAAAUAAAAGGAAAGUCUUCUGAACCCAAACCUAAACUAAGAAGUAUCCUGAAGUCAAGCAAAGUGAGGGACUCUAGCGAUGUGGGUGUAGAAAAGAAGAACAACGGUCGGGCUGUAGAUGAGUUACCACUAGAUAAAGAAAGUAUAUCGGUGUUAACCUCAGAGAAGACAUCUUUGGCUACAACAGCUGGUGACCCACCUGAGCGAUUAAAGGACGCAAUACCUGCCACACAUGACAUUAUUUCUAACAGUAACACUGAAAACAAACAGAAAAGAACUGAAAAGCAGAAGCCAAAAAAGAAGAAAAAAGCAAAAAAACGGAAAUCAGAACUGAAACUGGACGAGCGACGACAGAACAAGGCGGCGAAAAAGACCCAGAAAGGUUCGUCUGCCGAAGCGCCACUCGGCAAAAAGUGCAAAGCCGAGAUGUUGAUCUUAAGCAAACUGCCUUCGAUUGUCCGCGAGUGGGUGUUGAAGCAAAUGAAACUGUCGGAGGGCAAGCAGCCGACGCUGGCCAUGAUCGAAGACUAUAACGGCGUCACGCCGAGGUUGUUUCCCCACCGGUGCUCCCUCUGCGGCGUAACCUGUCAGACACCGGGGGGUUAUCAGAAGUAG
Messenger RNA from Poecilia reticulata (guppy), 1480 nucleotides. The record is from RefSeq and is a predicted model, not a curated record. NCBI's taxonomy places the organism in Eukaryota, Metazoa, Chordata, Actinopteri, Cyprinodontiformes, Poeciliidae.